This is a messenger RNA of Myotis davidii, 907 nucleotides long. RefSeq names its product DNA damage inducible transcript 3 (gene DDIT3). The coding region runs from base 185 to 691 and encodes 168 amino acids. Gene Ontology annotation, cellular component: CHOP-ATF3 complex; cytoplasm; CHOP-ATF4 complex. Lineage: Eukaryota; Metazoa; Chordata; Mammalia; Chiroptera; Vespertilionidae. Gene Ontology annotation, biological process: negative regulation of transcription by RNA polymerase II; positive regulation of intrinsic apoptotic signaling pathway; intrinsic apoptotic signaling pathway in response to endoplasmic reticulum stress. The record is from RefSeq and is a predicted model, not a curated record. Gene Ontology annotation, molecular function: transcription factor binding; protein heterodimerization activity; DNA-binding transcription activator activity, RNA polymerase II-specific. The transcript is spliced from 4 exons.
CGAGGUCAGAGACUAGAGUCUGAGACAUCGUGCAUAUCAUGUUGAAGAUGAGCGGGUGGCAGCGACAGAGCCAAAACCAGAGCCGGAAUCUGAGGCGAGAGUGUUCAAGAAGGAAGUGUAUCUUCAUACAUCACCACACCUGAAAGCAGUAUAUCCUUUUUCAGAGCCUGGUCCAGCUGCAGCGAUGGCAGCUGAGUCUUUGCCUUUCUCCUUCGGGACACUGUCCAGCUGGGACCUGGAAGCCUGGUAUGAGGACCUGCAGGAGGUGCUGUCCUCAGAUGAAAACGGGCGUGCCUAUGUCUCCCCGCCUGGAAAUGAGGAGGAAGAAUCAAAAACCUUCACCACUCUUGACCCUGCCUCUCUGGCUUGGCUGACUGAGGAGCCAGGACCAGCAGAGGUCACAAGCACCUUCCAGAGCCCUCGCUCUCCAAAUUCCAGUCAGAGCUCCCUGGCUCAGGAGGAAGAGGAGGAAGACCAAGGAAUACCCAGGAAACGGAAACGGAGUGGUCAGUCCCCGGCCCGGGCUGGAAAGCAACGCAUGAAGGAUAAGGAACAAGAGAAUGAAAGGAAAGUGGCACAGCUAGCUGAAGAGAAUGAACGGCUCAAGCAGGAAAUUGAGCGUCUGACCAGAGAAGUGGAGGUGACUCGCCGAGCUCUAAUUGACCGAAUGGUCAAUCUGCAUCAAGCAUGAACACUUGGGACCCUCACUUCCCCCCUGAGCCAGUACCAUCUUUUCCCAGAGGUGGCUACUAACCACCUUCUUAUGAGUGUCAAUGAUGUGACCCUUAACCCCAUACCUACAGUAGAGGGAAAGCUCUGGGUAGACAAGAAGAAAGGAUCUCAGCAUGUAUAUAGAGAUUGCAUAUUUAUUUAUUACUGUCCAUAUCCAUUAAAGUGACUCUAUAAG